This is a messenger RNA of Oryza sativa Japonica Group (Japanese rice), 1947 nucleotides long. NCBI's taxonomy places the organism in Eukaryota, Viridiplantae, Streptophyta, Magnoliopsida, Poales, Poaceae. The record is from RefSeq and is a predicted model, not a curated record.
CCCUCUUCUUUGUCUGAUCGAUCGAUUGCUUCUCCCUCCUCUCGCUACUAGACUAGAGAGUAGGUAGAGCUAGCUUUCUAGCUCGUGGAUCGUUAAGUUUGUAGUCCUGCCCGGGCGCCGGCGGUGAGGUCGCGAUGGCCGGCGGCGCGGUGGUGAGCACGGGGGCAGGCAAGGACUACCCUGGCAAGCUCACCCUCUUCGUCUUCUUCACAUGCGUCGUCGCCGCCACCGGUGGUCUCAUCUUCGGAUAUGACAUCGGUAUAUCAGGUGGUGUGACGUCCAUGGACCCGUUCCUGAGGAAGUUCUUCCCGGAGGUGUAUCGGAAGAAGCAGAUGGCGGACAAGAACAACCAGUACUGCAAGUACGACAACCAGCUGCUGCAGACCUUCACCUCGUCGCUCUACCUCGCCGCCCUCGUCUCCUCCUUCUUCGCCGCCACCGUCACCCGCGUCCUCGGCCGCAAGUGGUCCAUGUUCGCCGGCGGCCUCACCUUCCUCAUCGGCGCCGCCCUCAACGGCGCCGCCGAGAACGUCGCCAUGCUCAUCGUCGGUCGUAUCCUCCUCGGUGUCGGCGUCGGCUUCGCCAAUCAGUCGGUGCCGGUGUACUUGUCGGAGAUGGCGCCGGCUCGGCUGCGGGGGAUGCUGAACAUCGGGUUCCAGCUGAUGAUCACCAUCGGCAUCCUGGCGGCGGAGCUGAUAAACUACGGGACGGCGAAGAUCAAGGCCGGGUGGGGAUGGCGGGUGAGCCUGGCGCUGGCCGCCGUCCCCGCCGCCAUCAUCACCCUCGGCUCCCUCUUCCUCCCGGACACCCCCAACUCGCUCAUCGACAGGGGCCACCCGGAGGCGGCGGAGCGCAUGCUCCGGCGCAUCCGCGGCUCCGACGUGGACGUGUCGGAGGAGUACGCGGACCUGGUGGCGGCGAGCGAGGAGUCGAAGCUGGUGCAGCACCCGUGGCGCAACAUCCUCCGCCGCAAGUACCGCGCCCAGCUCACCAUGGCCAUCUGCAUCCCCUUCUUCCAGCAGCUCACCGGGAUCAACGUCAUCAUGUUCUACGCCCCCGUGCUGUUCGACACCCUGGGCUUCAAGAGCGACGCGUCGCUCAUGUCCGCCGUCAUCACGGGCCUCGUCAACGUCUUCGCCACGCUGGUGUCCAUCUUCACCGUGGACCGCCUCGGCCGCCGCAAGCUGUUCCUGCAGGGCGGGGCGCAGAUGGUGGUGUGCCAGGUGGUGGUGGGGACGCUGAUCGCCGUCAAGUUCGGGACGAGCGGCAUCGGCGACAUCCCCAAGGGGUACGCGGCGGUGGUGGUGCUCUUCAUCUGCAUGUACGUGGCAGGGUUCGCGUGGUCGUGGGGCCCACUGGGGUGGCUCGUCCCCAGCGAGAUCUUCCCGCUGGAGAUCCGGCCGGCGGGGCAGAGCAUCAACGUGUCGGUGAACAUGCUCUUCACCUUCGUCAUCGCGCAGGCCUUCCUCACCAUGCUCUGCCACAUGAAGUUCGGCCUCUUCUACUUCUUCGCCGGAUGGGUCGUCAUCAUGACCGUCUUCAUCGCCCUCUUCCUCCCCGAGACCAAGAACGUCCCCAUCGAGGAGAUGGUGCUCGUCUGGAAGUCCCACUGGUUCUGGCGCCGAUUCAUCGGAGACCACGACGUCCACGUCGGCGCCAACCACGUCUCCAACAAUAAGCUCCAACCAUAAUCCGCUCACGAAUAUCGUCGUCCAUGUCUCCGUCACGCCCUAUAUUCUUCUUCUUGUGUUCAUCCCCGUGUACAGUAGAUGCCUUUUAUUAGUUUGUUUUGUUUUGCCUAGUCAGUCUUCAAUCUUAAUGUACGUGUGUUUCUUGUUUGGCCAAAUUGAUCUUAAUUGCUGUACCUUUCACUGUCAAAGAGCGUCCCUUGUUACCAUUAUCACACGGAAAGAUUAAUCAAUUAAUUUCACUCUGUAUGUACAGCAA